This is a messenger RNA of Solea senegalensis (Senegalese sole), 1973 nucleotides long. It is a transcript of the gene pgrmc2, whose product is annotated as progesterone receptor membrane component 2. The coding region runs from base 43 to 639 and encodes 198 amino acids. The record is from RefSeq and is a predicted model, not a curated record. NCBI's taxonomy places the organism in Eukaryota, Metazoa, Chordata, Actinopteri, Pleuronectiformes, Soleidae. The transcript has 3 exons. Gene Ontology annotation, cellular component: membrane; endomembrane system.
GGCAGCAGCAGUCCAGGGGCGGGCAGGCUCUAACCGUGCAGUAUGGCGGACGAUGGAGACAGUUCGAGCGGACCAGUUGACACGAACGGCGGGCAGGGGGCGGCGGUUGAGUCGGACGGGUUCGGCCUCGGCGGGAUGUUGCUGAAUAUCGGUAUUUUGGUGGCGGUGGUGGCGGUCUGUGUGCUGGUGUACCGGUGGUGGGGCAGGCGGCUCGUAUCCGCCGCGGCCCAGGGCGACGAGGCCUCGGCUCUUCCCAAGAUGAGGAGACGGGACUUCACGCUGGAGCAGCUGCGGGAGUAUGACGGACUCCAGAACCCCCGCAUCCUGAUGGCCGUCAACAUGAAAGUUUUCGACGUGACCAGCGGCAAAAAGAUUUACGGAAAAGCUGGUCCUUAUGGCGUUUUCGCCGGCCGGGAUGCUUCACGAGGCCUGGCCACCUUCUGCCUGGAGAAAGACGCCCUGAGGGAUGUGUACGACGACCUGUCGGACCUCACCGCUGUACAAAUGGAGAGCGUGCGGGAGUGGGAGAUGCAGUUCAUGGAGAACUACGAUUACGUCGGCAGGUUGCUGAGGCCCGGAGACGAGCCGUCGGAGUACACGGACGAGGAGGACAUCAAAGACCACCUGAAACACGACUGAGCGGUGUCCGUCCCACCGACCAAAACCAGGAGUCCAAACAGCUGCGACAGACCGCCUCUUCUUCCUCCUCCUCCAUCCAUCCUUCCAUCCUCGCUACCUGACCCUGCUCCUCCCAAAAAAACCCGCCCACCCUCCUGAAGCUGUUCUGGUGUCGUGGCUGUUCUGGAAAGGACAGAACUCUGGAGUCUCAAAAAAAAAAAAAACCUUCCUCCCUCCUCAUCCACCAACAGAGACUACAGAGAGAGAGACAGUGAGGUCGAGCCAUUUGAUUUAUCCAAACUUAACCGCGAAAUUUGUUGGGGGAAUGAGGGAGGUACAGGAGUGUGGUGACGGCCGCUGAUGCUGCUGCUGCUGCUGCUGUUGUCGGGUGGAGGCCGCUCGCAGUCGGUCAGGAGCUGAUCGGUGGAUCGGGACGGGGAAACGGAUUUCUCUUCUCUUUUUACCUGCAGUUUAGUCACAUCGCAACGGCAACACUGCUUCCGCUCUUUGGGACGGCUUAUCAAUCAGUCAAUCAGUCUGUUUGUUUUCACUUCUGAUUCUUCGAUUCUGUUCUGCGUUCAAACCAUUUUACACCCCCCUCCUCCUCCUGUCGCUCAGACGGCAGCGCUGUGGCCGAACCAAAGGUAACCGACGGUGGGGGAAGAGGGGGGCGUCGCAUUUUCCUGUUGUGUUUUUGUAGUGUAUGCACUACUAGUUUUCUUCGUUUGUCACCAUGUGAUUGUAUUUGUUGAGUAGCAUUGGGGGUGUGGGAGGGGGGAGGGGUGUUCUCGCUUUUUGUUUUUGUUUGGACGGGGGGUCAAUCACAUGGGACGUACAAAGGGAAGGUGAUUUAGUUUUUCGUCGUCCUAAUCAAUCGAAUCAAUUGUUUACAUGCGUCACAAGCCAGCUACGAGUCUGUAGACCCCGCCCCCAAAACCCCACCCUCUCCCUGUAAAACAAAACAAUGGUCCAAGUAUUAAUUGUGCCUUAUUUAGUUUGUUGUGUCAGUCCAAGGCUGGUGUAACAGGAAGUGAGCGAAGGUUUCGGCGCCGUCCAGGCGACUCCACCCACCCCAAGCCCCCCCCCUCCCCGUACGCUUCUAGAAGGCAAACGUUGUGAUGGUCGUCCGCGCACAGAGCGACCGCGUGUCACGUAGACCCCACUCCCCUCCUCCUAAACCCCACCCACCGCCCGCCAACUUCACAAACUCUGUAAAUAAACCGUCGGAAAUUACUCAGUGUUACUGCCAUAUUUAUGUAGUUGAUGACAAAACUCCGUAUACGUAUAACGCUGUGUCGUAUUGGCCAAAAAGAAAACAAAAAAAAACACAACCCCCUCUCCCCCUCUCAUGGUUU